Hyaloperonospora brassicae is the source of this 1197-nucleotide messenger RNA. The record is from the annotation of a GenBank genome assembly. NCBI's taxonomy places the organism in Eukaryota, Oomycota, Peronosporomycetes, Peronosporales, Peronosporaceae.
AUGGACCCUGCGACGUACGAUGAAGACGCGUAUCACUCCGAGCUUUUGCGCAAGAUGCGCAUGAGUGAAUCGAUCGUAUACCAGGCCAUCUUUGCUCCGGCAACCGUUACAGGCGGGGAGACAAUGCUGGUGGCUGCAACGAGCUCGGGGAUGAUCCACGUCUAUCGACUCAGUCCAGUCAUGACCCUGCAAUACUGGAAUCAAGUCAAGUGUGGCGAGUCGACAGCUUUUCCCGGACCAAGUCUUUCGUUCCAGGCACACCCAACGCAAAUUUAUUCCCUCUGCUUUGCCGGUGAUGCAACAAACCCAUUACUAAUCAGCGGAGGAGACCAAGACUUUCGGGUGUGGAGAUGGAAAGACAUCUUGUUGACCAUGGAAGAUCCUGCCAACGUCAAGAACCUCCUGGCGGUGCAUGUCGGAUACUUGAAACGUCAGUCGCUGGGGUUCAGAGGGACUUUGCUGCCCGCAAUGGAGGUCAAUGAUGUAGUCGUGAGCAAGAAUUCUGGACACUUAUUCUUGGCAGGUGGAGAUAGUGUGGCACACGAGUGGGAUGUAGUGACACAGCAAUUCACGCGGCUAUUUGAGGGCCACGAGGACUAUUUGCAUGCUGUGCGUGAUUUGCAUCACUCUCAGGAGCUCGCGACAAGCUCUGAAGACGGCACGCUUGGCAUUUGGGAUGUGCGUCAGGCCAGAAACGUCGAGUUCCUACGUCCAUGGCAAGCCACAACGUCGUCGAUGUCGAGCUCAUCACCAUCGCCGUCGCUGUGGAUUGGUGCUGUCGCUCACGAUGACUCCGAAAUGUGGCUAGCAUGUGGUGGUGGUACCAAGCAACCGACCGGUGGUCGAUCUCGUAAUGCGCAAGCAACUCGAGGCUUCUUGAGCAUGUGGCAUUUACCCUCUCGAGUGCCUGUGCACUAUACCACGACGACGUGCGAUGUGCAUGACGUUGUGUUUCACCAUAUGGACCUGCUUAGUGUGGGAAACGAUGCGAGCCUGAAGAAGUGGAACCGCAGCUCUGGCCAGCUGCUAUCGGCUGCAAGGUCGACGGUAUUGUCCAGCCACUUUUGUGCAGUCGACCGUGCCACGGAUAUCGUCGCAGUGGGUGGCGCUGCACCUCUCAUUGAUAUCUACACGAUGCCUGGCGUCGUGAGUUUCUCACUGGUCGUCGACAGUGAGUCGAGCGCUCGAGCAAGUUAG